Scatophagus argus is the source of this 1671-nucleotide messenger RNA. RefSeq lists its product as uncharacterized. Bases 167 to 976 code for a protein of 269 amino acids. The record is from RefSeq and is a predicted model, not a curated record. The transcript has 6 exons. NCBI's taxonomy places the organism in Eukaryota, Metazoa, Chordata, Actinopteri, Scatophagidae.
UGUGUGCUACAGUCAAACAACUGACUCCCUCAAGGGAGGCACAUCCAUCUGUUCCUCCAGCUCAUGAACUUCCUCUUUUCUUCAGUGGGGAGGGGCCUCUGAUCCUCUAGAAAGAGUGGAAAACUGUCAAAAAAGUGCUGAGUGAGCAGUGAGCGUUACACUGAAGAUGAAGAUUUCAUUCGUCUUGAUUCUUUUAUUAGAUAUCCCUCAUCUGAAAGGGCAGCAGAGGAUUGAGAAGUUUGAACACAUUGUGCUGAGGCUCACCUUUCCCUCGUUUUACAAUAGUUACUACAAGUCCUGCUGUAAACUCUAUCCUGGAGGAUGUUACAAGCUGCUGGACAGUACAGGAUAUACCUGUGAUUUGCUAAAAGGAAGAGUUACAAUAACUAAAAAUGAUGGCUGGAUAGAAUUUAAAAUAUCAAACGUGCAGCUUGCGGAUGGAGGUUAUUACAGAUGUAUCGUACUGGGAACCCAAAACCGCGUCUACAGUGAUUACUAUGUCGAGGUGUCUGAGGUUUCAGUUCACCAUAGCCAGUCUCAGCCUUCACUGACAACAACCAUCAAAGCCCCCAACACCUCCACAACACUCCCAGGCUCCACUCGGGCUGUUUUGGCACAGGACCACAGUGACAGUCCCAGAAUUCCCUGGAGUUUCAGCCUGCCUGUAGCUGUCAUUGUGUCCAUCACAGGGAUGAUUUUAAUCACUUCAGUUAUUGGUGUGGCUUGCUGUGGAGUCAAGGGAAAACGCAAAGAUUCGGACAGAUAUGGAGAAACUCCAUGUGAGUCACUGAAACAAGAGGCUCCGGACACGAGUGGCAUCAUCUACACAACCGUAGACUUCAGAGCUCACCAGAGGCCGACAGAAGUGUGUGCAAACCUGAGAACACACAAAACACAAGUGAGAGCCCCUGACUCCAUCUGGAGCGCCAACAAUGAUGGGAUGGUGGAGUACUCCACUCUGGCAGUCCACCAGUGAAUCCAUGUGAAAGUCGGACUUCAAUAGGACAGAUCUUCUUUGUAAGGGAAAAAAAACGGAAGUUCAAGCAUGGAGUGGAGUCUGAAAGACAUUUACCUGGAAGGGAAGGUCUUGGUUGACACUGAAAUGACGGAGCAUAUUUGGGGCUUUACAAACAUUAGAGACUGUAAUUCAUGAUAUGUUGGCCUCUGCUGAUUUUAGCUAUUCUUUUGUCUGUUGUGGAUCGAUAGUUUUAUGGAAGUGCAAUAUUAAAUCACCGAGCUACCCCCUUUAAGAGUAUAUAACAUGUUGUUUGCAAUCAGGAUAAAUGACAUAAGAAUUUAAUGAUAAUGGCAUUAAAGAAAUGAACACUGUGUUGAUAAAGCCAAUAAUCUGGUGAAAUAAAGACCAAACAUUUGUUUCUAUGUGGUUUUCUCUGAGCACUGCUGUCCUAUUCACAGGUUGAGAUAGCAGCAUGGUUGUCGGAUCAUGUCAUCAGGUUAUCUUUUGUUAUACUGAUGCUGUUCUUAUCAGUUUCUUCUCGAUUACAGCCUCAGAGGACAACUGAUUCUGCUAUUCUGAGAGUCGCUCGAUAUUCUAUUCUUGACCAGCUCUUCCUUUACCCAAAAAGCUGCCAGUGAUCCUUUUUGUAUCCUCUAUAAAAGGUCAAGUUUCUUUAAAGAGCAAAUGAAUGAACAGCCUGGACAUAUUCUCAU